CUCUCUAAACGUCACUUCUUAGCAAGUCACAUAGUCGAAAGUUAGCGAACAAUCAAAUAAUCCCCGCACCGCUGGGUGUUCAAAGUUGUGACUGCGGUUUUUCCUGCCAGUCCGUGAACCCAACACUUGCUAAUGUGCUCGGUGAGAGGAUGCUAGCGUCGCUCCAGCGUUUUAUGAAUGACUUUGUGUCGGGCCUCCAGCUAACGGCGAACCCAGGGGGGGUUAGAUACGUACCAAUCUGGUAACAUAGGAAUUACUUGUCUGUUGUUAGCCUCAAACCAUCUCCCCCGGACUUCUAAACCUAAAAGUAGCGUUUCAUCAUCUCCAUGGCCGCAACGUUAUGCUAACCGGCAGGGAUUAGCCCGCUGGCUAGCUACUAGCCUCUUUAGUUGAUGUAGGCUUUCGCGACCCAAAUGGGUGGCAAAUCGAGAAACUUCCAUUUCCAACCAAGCUUACAGCGCGCGCGUUCGUUUGUGUAGAGCGAAUACUUUCAAAAUGGACAUCAAUUUUUACUCGGACCUGUCGGAUGGCUGUGCUCAAAAUGUCGAUUCGGAGUUUUUGGACAGCCAAGCCUACGGUGGAUACUCCGAGGACAACAAGUUUCCCGAAGGCAGCGACAGUUACCUCACCAUCAGUGGAGCGGGACACCCGUUUCUCUCCGCCGAGACGUUCCAUACUCCCAGCCUCGGGGAUGAGGUUUUUGAGAUCCCCCCCAUCUCCCUGGAUCCGGACCAAGCUCUGGGCAUGAGCGAUGCAGUGUCCCACUUUGAGCUGACAGAUGGGUCGGACGGCACCGGGGGACCUGCAGGCUCCCGUAGCCUCGUCAGCAACCUGGUGGUCGAGGCCAACGACCCUUCCUUCGCCUCCACCUUUGUGAACUCGGGGUCUCAAGGCCUGAACCUGGGGGCGAUUGGCCAGGCCGGAGGGGGGGCCCUACUGAGCUCCUCUGCAUUGGAACUGGGGAAUUCCAGUGGGUCACAUUUCAGCAGUUCGUCCCCGAUGACCAUCGAUGUCCAGCUCGGCGACAUUGGUCAUGGUCUUCUGGGAAGUAGUCAUCUGUCUACAAUUAACCAGUCAGAACUGUCACUGGGUCUUGGGGGUGAAAACAUCAGGCAUCAUUCAGAGACACCUGAGCAGCCGCUGUCAGCAACACCGUCUCCAGCUGGUUCCCUGCAGGACGAGGACAUGGAUGACUUCAAGAGGAGUGUGCUGGUAGACUCCCCCAUGUGUCUCUCCUCUUCCUCUGUCCUCUCCCACAUGUCCUCCCACCCAGCUCCCACAUCCUCCCUGUCUAUAGCCAGGAGGGGCGGGGGGAAGCCAGCCACGCUGGCCUCACUGAGUGGGGCCAUGGGCGCAAAGACGGGAAGGAAGAAGAAGGAUCCAAAUGAACCACAGAAGCCCGUUUCAGCCUAUGCCUUGUUCUUCAGAGAUACCCAGGCAGCCAUUAAAGGCCAGAAUCCCAACGCCUCUUUUGGAGAGGUGUCAAAGAUUGUGGCCUCCAUGUGGGAUAGCCUGGCUGAGGAACAGAAACAGGUGUACAAGAGAAAGACAGGAGCUGCCAAAAAGGAAUAUUUGAAAGCGCUGGCAGCGUACAAAGCCAACCAGCUCUCACUGCCUGCCACUGAGGAGAUGGAGACUUCCCCUUCACCACCUCCGCCUGCAAUCAACCCUACUCCUACAGCCCCUCCCUCUGCUGGUCAGCAGGCGAUCCGCCUUGCGAGCAACAACCUGGAAGAGAACACCAUCACCAACAUUUGUGCCUCCAACAUUAUUCUGGACGUCCCAGAGAUGAUCACGCGGUCCCGCACGGGGGCAAACAAAGUCCCCGCUCCAGCAGCAGCAGCAACGCCACCAGCCCAGACCAUCACCAAGAUCAUAAUCCCAAAGCACAUGCUUCAGGCAGGGGGCCAGGUGGUCACGGUAUUGCCCGGAGGGGUCCGCACCUUGCAGCCUACACUGGUUGUUUCGAGUGGCUCUCGUCAGCCACCACCACUGCAGCAGAUGCAGAACGCUCCUCUGCCGCCACGGCUGCAGCAAAUGGCGCCAGCACCUCCACCAUUACAAGCGAAGCCUCGCGAGGGCAACAGCACGGCAGGUCUCCCUGUGUCUAUCACGGCUACACCUCCUCCUCCACUCCAGAUAAAAAUAGUUCCAGCCUCCUUGCAGGCAAAAGAGGCUCUUCCCAUUAUUGUCCAGAAUACAGUGGCUGUAUCAUCUACUGUGGGAACUUCCUCCCAGUCUGCACCUGUCGUGUCAGUGCAGUUGGUGAACUCGGCGGACGUGUCAGGGAGUCCAGAUGAGGAUGAAGUUACUGAAGUGCUGCCCUCAGAAGACGAUGAGAUGGAGGUAAACGGGACGGUUGACGCUGCGGCCAUGAGGAGUGUGUGUGUGAGGGCGGGCUGUAACAACCCAGCCGUGGAGUGUGAAGACUGGGACAAGGAAUACUGCAGCAACGAAUGUGUGGCCAAUCACUGCCGGGAUGUAUUCAAGGCCUGGUGCUCCAUCAGGAAUCAGAACAUGGGGACAGUGAAGUAGAAAACUGCCUCUACAUCAACGGAAAAUUAGUUUUUCACUCGGGGCAGGCAUUAAUGAUUGAAAAACUGGUGCAGUACAAAAAGGUCAACCAUGCAUUUCACUACAGGUACAAAGUUUUAUAAUUAUCUCACUGUUUUGUAGACAUACCCUAAGUUUCAGCGUUGCUGUUAAAGGGGCAGUAGGUGAUCUUGGAGAAAAUUUGUUGUUGAUAUUUUAACUGCGCUGAUCGGGAAUGGAACCCGCAGUCUCGGGUAUGGAGACAGACGCGCUAACCGCAAGGCCAAGACCCCUGAGGAGUUGUGGCAUUUGUGGCUAGCACGUCUUUAAGGUGUCGGGGAGUGAUGUUUACAUACUGCACACACACUGUUGUGUGGUGCGGUCCAGAAGCGACAGCUAGCAGACAGUGAGGAAGUAUUCUCUGAAUUUUACAUAGGAGUAAAAUCGCUUACUGCCCCUUUAAGGACCACAAACAAAUAGUAUUGCUGAAGUAGUACUGAACUAUGACAGCCAUUCUAAGCUGUUACUUACAUUGGAACUGCAGAAACAUCUGUUUUAUGGAAAAUUAUGUUGUGUUAUGUUUGAAUAAGUGUACAGAUUUUAGUCAGACAUCAGGCAGCUAGAGAAAAUAUCCACACCACCAGGUAUAAAAGAUGUUCAAGGAAACUGGAUUCACUCAUCAUUUUUUGGUGUGUUUGUUUUAAAUUAAAUCUCACACAGGUCAGUUCAUACUUGUCAACUGGAAAUUCUGAACCGUUUAUGUCGUGAUUGUACAGUGCUCACUAACCGAUUUCAAAUUCAUGCUCUGAAGUUCUUUGAUGUUCCUACACGAUGCAAGAGUAACCAGAAGAAUUCGAAUCAAGCUUAAAAUGCCUUAGUUUGAGAAGAAGUCUGUUUGUAUCACAACCAGUGUACACUUUGUUUUUGUAUUGGCCUCAACAUUUGCCUUCAGUUUUUGUAAAAACAUUCUAUUGAGAUCAAUGUCAGUUGUUAGAAAAAAUGCCUGACUUUCAUGUUUUUUUAAUAAAUGAGAAAAAAACUG
Molecule: messenger RNA, 3574 nt
Organism: Scophthalmus maximus (turbot)
Lineage: Eukaryota; Metazoa; Chordata; Actinopteri; Pleuronectiformes; Scophthalmidae
Gene: tox4a
Product: TOX high mobility group box family member 4 a
Exons: 9
Coding region: 496-2535 (679 amino acids)
Biological process (GO): regulation of transcription by RNA polymerase II
Cellular component (GO): nucleus
Molecular function (GO): chromatin DNA binding
Source: RefSeq, a predicted model, not a curated record